GGGGCAGGGGCGGGUGCCGCCUUCCCCUGCAAAACAAAAGGGAGCGGAGCGGCGUCUGGGCCGGUGUGCGACUUGUUUCGGCGCCGCGCGAGUGGCCGGUGAGCCGUGACCUCCCGGUGCCGCCGCCAUGUCCCGCCGCAGCCAGCGCCUUGUCACCACGCGCUAUUACCCCGGCGACGACGAUGCCACCACCAGCAGCAGCAGCAGCUCCCUGCUGGGGGGCCAGCAGCUUCCCUUUAAGGAGAGCACCGGCAGGACGAUCAGGAGGAAAUCCAGCAGCACGAAGCGCCUCUCUCCUGGCCCUAGCACCCAGACCUCCUACUACAGCGAGUCACUCAUGAGCGAGUCCUACCUUGGAGGUAGCCGGGGUCUCGCUGCCCUGGGCAGCUCUGUGCUGGACGAUGCCCUGGACAGCAGCACCUACUGGGGUGAGGAGCUUUCCACCAGGAGGAGAAGAGGCACAGGGGACACUGAGUCCAGUAAGAUCAAUGGGCUUCUGGAGAGCAAGACAUAUGACACCUAUGCCUCUUCAUCUGGCUACUCCUCAGAAGAUGACUACACCGGUCACUUUUACUCAGGCCAGAGUAGCUCUGGAUCGGGGCUGAGAACUGCAGCCUCUCGAGUGGGCUCCUUUCUCUGGCAGGUGUUCACCUCCCCAGUUCGGUUCGUGGGGUGGUUGUUCUCGGGGCUGGCAGCUGCCUGGCACCGCCUCACCAGCACAGGUCCUCGCCUAGGUGGAGUUUCCUUCUCCAGGCGCUACCCGUGGCUGAAGAGGUUCCUGCUUCUGCUGCUGCUUCUCCUGCUUCUCACUGCUGCCGCCUAUGGAGCUUGGUACUUCUACCCAUAUGGGCUGUCAGCACUCAGCCUCCCUUCCUUCCCAUGGUGGGGAGCUGGCAAGCUUUCCUCCUCUGAUGUGCCUGGGGCAGGGGACCUGACUGCACUGGACCAGGGUCUACAGGGGGAGCAGCGGUUCCUGGCUCGUUUCCAGGCCCUGGAGAAGCGCUUCGAGGCACUUGAGGCCAUGGUGUCACGGUGGGAGCUGCGGCGGGGGGCGGCAGCAGCGGUGGCAGGGGACAGCAGCCCCUCGGGGGAUGUCCUGGCACUGCUGGAGGGGCUGGUGAACCGAAGGGAUGCAGCGCUGAAGGAGCAUCUCCAUGCUGACUUGACCAGCCACCUCCAGGGUGAGCUGGAUGCUCUCCGAGCCCAGGUGCAGAGGGAUUUGGAUGGGCACCUGGGGAAGGUGGCACAAGCCUCUCAGGAGAUGGAGGCACGCUUGCUGGACCUGAACUCGGAGUGGCAGAGCUCGGUGCAGGAGGACCUGCGAGGAAGCUUCCAGCAGGAGGUGGGCAGGCUGGAACAGGAGGUGGCAGCACUGAGGAGGGAGCUGGCCGGCCUCAAGUCUGACCAGGAGGUGAUGGGGAAGCACAUGGAGGGGAUGCUGGAGCAGCUGAAGGCAAUGCGGGCAGAUGUGGAAGCGCAGUUCCCGGCGUGGCUCACUCGGUUCCUGGCGCAGUCCCAACGGGGUGGUGCUGCUGGCCUUGUCCUCCAGCAGGCAGACCUGCAAGCAGAGCUCCAGGCCCUGGAGCGUAAGAUCCUGGCUAAAAUCUCAGAGGACCAGAGGCUGUCAGCACAGGGUGCUCAGGCUGGUAGUGGAGUAGCUCUGCAGCGAGGGGGGACCGCAGGGGUGACAGAGGAGAAAGUGCAUCUCAUUGUGGACCAGGCUCUGAAACGCUAUAGUGAGGACCGUGUGGGGAUGGUUGACUAUGCCCUAGAGUCAGCAGGGGCCAGUGUCAUCAACACUCGCUGUUCGGAGACCUAUGAGAUGCGGACGGCACUGCUGAGCAUGUUUGGCAUCCCCCUGUGGUACCAGUCGCAGUCCCCCCGUGCCAUCCUGCAGCCAGAUGUCAACCCCGGGAACUGCUGGGCGUUUCGUGGCUCCCAGGGCUUUGCCAUCGUUCGCCUUUCCGACGUCAUCCGCCCCACAGCUGUCACACUGGAGCACAUCCCAAAAGCCCUCUCACCCCAGGGGACCAUCCCCAGUGCCCCCAAGGACUUUGCUGUCUAUGGCUUGAAGGAAGAGAGAGAGGAGGAGGGCCGCCUUCUUGGGCAGUUCACCUACAACCACGAUGGUGACGCCAUCCAAACCUUUUACUUGAAGGGUGAUGGCGUGGGCACAUACCAGCUGGUGGAGCUCCGGGUGCUGAGCAACUGGGGCCACCCUGAAUACACCUGCAUCUACCGCUUCCGUGUGCACGGGGAGCUGGCACACUGACCCCUGGCUCCCGCAGGGAUGGGAAGGCUGCUGCCAGGCCCACAGCAGGAAGGGAUUGCUCUCAUCCGCCGCUUCGCCUGUAGAAACCCUGGGACGUGCCAGCAGCGUGGGGGAGGAGAGGAGCUGGUGUUUAAGGGGUGAGGCUUUUGCUCUUCCAAGGACUGGCGUGGCGAGACGAGCAUCCCACGCGGGUCCCAGCGCAGCCUGGCCUCUGUUUGCGGCGCGUGUUGGACGUUUGGACUUCUUAAGCUAAUUUUUCACCGGGUCUGCACAGCCCCUUGUCCCCUUUGCCCUGCUCCUUCCUGACGGCGUGCCUGGUGUUGCUGGGGCUUGGGAAGCGGGGGGGCUGGUUUUGCAAUGCGCUUCACGUGGGCUCAAGUGCGAUAUCGUGUGGGACCGCGGUGACUGGCUCGGUGCUGCUUGAGUAGGUAGGAGCCACUGGUCACAGCCACUGAAUCUCUGCCCUCUGUGCAGGGUUACUUCUGCCUUGGCUUUGGUUUAGAUGAAGAUGUCCAAUGCUGGGCAGGCAAAGGGGAAAUAGGACAGUAUUAACAAAAGUAUUAACACAAACCAAAUGGUUUAAGGCAUCAGGAGGGGAGAAACUUGGCACACAGUGGUGGUGGAGCCCAUCCUGGUGCUGCCGUCCAUCCACUUGAGCCUUCCUGCUGCCAGCCAGCAGCUGUGUUGGGUCUUGGCAAUGCCGCUGGCACCCCCAGCUGGCUGGCUCUCCGGUGUUAAGCUCGAUGAUGGUAUUGAAAUCUCCUGUUGCCUGCUUUCCUUUUGAGUUUGUUCUGGUUUUUUGGGGGGUGGGUUUUUGUGGGUUUGGGUUU
This is a messenger RNA of Dryobates pubescens (Downy woodpecker), 3102 nucleotides long. It is a transcript of the gene SUN2, whose product is annotated as Sad1 and UNC84 domain containing 2. The transcript is spliced from 18 exons. Gene Ontology annotation, molecular function: protein-membrane adaptor activity. Gene Ontology annotation, cellular component: meiotic nuclear membrane microtubule tethering complex; nuclear envelope. Gene Ontology annotation, biological process: nuclear envelope organization. The record is from RefSeq and is a predicted model, not a curated record. NCBI's taxonomy places the organism in Eukaryota, Metazoa, Chordata, Aves, Piciformes, Picidae. Bases 128 to 2272 code for a protein of 714 amino acids.